Rosa rugosa (rugosa rose) is the source of this 723-nucleotide messenger RNA. Its product is annotated as photosystem I reaction center subunit IV B, chloroplastic. Gene Ontology annotation, cellular component: photosystem I; photosystem I reaction center. The record is from RefSeq and is a predicted model, not a curated record. The transcript is spliced from 3 exons. The coding region runs from base 123 to 560 and encodes 145 amino acids. Gene Ontology annotation, biological process: photosynthesis. Lineage: Eukaryota; Viridiplantae; Streptophyta; Magnoliopsida; Rosales; Rosaceae.
AAUUCAUUCAAAGCCUCUCAAUCUUGUUUGGCUCGUCCUUUCUUAAUCUAAUUUUGCCACACACUUAAAGUCCAUCAAACACCCAGAAAGAAAGAGACCAACCUUAACACAUUACAGCAGAAAUGGCUAGCUGCAGCAUGGCAUCAGCUGCCUCAGGCUUUGUGGUCAACCCAAAUGUUGCAACCAACUCAGGCUCCGCUACUAGCCGGAGUAGCAUGUUGUUUUUCUCUUCCAAGAGCAACACCAACGCCAGAACUAACAGUGGCAGGUUUGUGAUCAGGGCAGCCGAGGAAGGAGCAGCGCCGCCCGCCGCAGCCCCCAAGGCCCCCGAAGGUGCAGCUGCCACAAAGCCUAAGCCACCACCAAUUGGACCCAAGAGAGGCACCAAGGUGAAGAUUCUUAGGAGGGAGUCCUACUGGUUCAAAGGCAUUGGCUCUGUUGUAGCUGUGGAUCAGGACCCAAACACCCGUUACCCAGUCGUGGUUCGAUUCAACAAAGUUAACUACGCAAAUGUGUCCACAAAUAACUAUGCGUUGGACGAGAUUGAAGAAGUUAAAUGAGUUGGUUCUAGCAUUAAUGUAAAUUGUGAUCUUAAAUCUCCUUCUAUCAACCACUUUCUACUUUGUUCCUCAAUUGUGUAUCAUACUCUGUGAUUUCUUCCACCUUUUCUCAUUUAUGUUUCAAUUACAAGUUGGUAAAAGGUCCAAAGUGAUAGCGUUCUUA